Diabrotica balteata is the source of this 1185-nucleotide messenger RNA. Lineage: Eukaryota; Metazoa; Arthropoda; Insecta; Coleoptera; Chrysomelidae. The record is from the annotation of a GenBank genome assembly.
AUGGAGUCAGAAAAUGAUGCUAAUGUCAAUCAUACACAAGAAGAAGAUGACGUUGAUUGUUUUUUUCUGCAACCGUCUUCUUCUCCUUAUAACAUAACAGAAAAAGUCCAACAGGCCAAUAUCGAUCUAUUUUCUUCCAGUCCAUAUCCAAGUAGUGGAAAAAUUUCCAAGGUUAAAUUCAAAGAAGACUUAUUUUCAUUUGAACCUGACUUAACCGAUGAAGAUGUUAAUAGUAUAGAAAGCGACCACAUCGAAGAUAUUGAACAUGACAAUCAACUGAUCUGUGAGUAUAAAACUGUGAAUAUUUCAGACAUCGAAGAAGUAGCAGAAGAUUUAGAAGAUGAAGAAAUUAUAGAGAGUAUUAACACGGAUUUUACCGAGAUAGUUUCUGAAAUGGGUGUUAAAAAUGUAGAACACAAAAUUAAAGUAGAGAAAGAAAGAAGCGAAGAGACUAGAACAGAUAGCAGUAGCACUAGUAAACGUUCUUCCAAAAGAAAAAAGAGUGGAUCAAAAAGAGUUCGUAGUAUUGGUGAAGUGCAUUGUAAAGACCAUUGUAUUGACAAAUUGGAUAUUGACUUGCCGAUGUAUAUUAAGAAGUUGGAGAUUCACGAGAAAGUCACAAACCUUCCACCGCUACAGCUUAUACAAAGGAAAUGUUGUGACGAGAUUAAGCAUAAAAAUUUACCAAACUACAAUGGUCAUAGGUCGGAAUACGGUUUGAGUUGUAGGCAACUGGAGAAUAUUCAGAAACAAAAGGAACUGCUUAAAAUUAAAGAAGAUACUAGAAAACGAUUAUUAGAAGAAUAUGCUCAGAGAAAAAUGCAACAAAAUGAAGCAGUGUUCUGCCAAUGGUUAAAAGAAAUAGCCAAAAGGAAACAAGAAACUCAAAAAAUGCAUAAAAGUAAAUCGACUGAAAGCCAUACAACAGUAAAACAGUCAUAUAGUCCAACAGUAAUCAGCCUUCCUAAUAAGAGUACAGGCAGGAUGAAAGAGCGACCAAAAACUGCCAAUGAGUUUGUUCCAAAAACUCAAAUUAAAAAACCUCGAAGACCUCACACCUCAUCUACCUGCGUGUAUAUUGAAGUACCACCUGAUCUGCUGAGAAGAGGGAUAAAUAUUGGGGACCUACUUGUAACUAAUUCCAAAUUACUGUCAAAAAAGUUGCAUAUACUAGCAGUUUCAUAA